Nannospalax galili (Upper Galilee mountains blind mole rat) is the source of this 2259-nucleotide messenger RNA. It is a transcript of the gene Zswim5, whose product is annotated as zinc finger SWIM-type containing 5. Gene Ontology annotation, cellular component: Cul2-RING ubiquitin ligase complex. NCBI's taxonomy places the organism in Eukaryota, Metazoa, Chordata, Mammalia, Rodentia, Spalacidae. The transcript has 3 exons. The record is from RefSeq and is a predicted model, not a curated record. Bases 418 to 1359 code for a protein of 313 amino acids.
AUGCCCACUUCUGACCUCUGUGGGCAUUGCAUGACAUGGGCACACUUUGUAAGUGUGAGACAAUAAAGUCAUUCAUACAAAGAGCCACCAAUGGGUUUAGGAGUUACAGCUUGACCAACCAGACAGAUGAUAGCAUUCAGAAACAUUUGAUGAAUAGUUCAACUAGUUCAACUCAUAUCUGUUGUGAUCAGCUGACUAUCUAGGGAAACUUUAAAACAAACCCCUUCCCUGCCUUUCUUAAUAAUUAUAGGGGAUACUCUGAGGCUGCGAACUAUUCUGGAAGCAAUACAGAAGCAUAUCCAUUCUUCCUCCCUCAUCUUCAAACUGGCUCAAGAUGCAUUCAAGAUUGCUACUCCUACAGACAACACUACAGACAGCACCCUGCUCAAUGUGGCCCUGGAGCUGGGGUUACAGGUGAUGCGGAUGACUUUAUCAACCCUUAACUGGAGGCGCCGAGAAAUGGUGCGAUGGUUGGUGACUUGUGCUACAGAAGUGGGUGUGCGGGCCCUGGUGAGCAUCUUGCAGAGCUGGUACACACUCUUCACCCCCACCGAGGCUACUAGUAUUGUAGCUGCUACAGCUGUAUCCCACACCACUAUCCUGCGCCUCAGUCUGGACUACCCACAGCGGGAGGAACUGGCUAGCUGUGCUCGCACACUGGCCCUACAAUGUGCUAUGAAAGAUCCACAGAGCUGUGCCUUGUCAGCCCUUACACUCUGUGAGAAAGACCACAUUGCUUUUGAGGCAGCCUACCAGAUUGCCAUUGAUGCUGCUGCUGGUGGCAUGACUCAUUCACAGCUCUUCACCAUUGCCCGCUACAUGGAGCUCCGUGGCUACCCGCUACGUGCCUUCAAGCUGGCCUCACUGGCCAUGAGCCAUCUUAACCUGGCCUACAACCAGGACACCCACCCAGCCAUCAAUGAUGUACUCUGGGCUUGUGCCCUCAGUCACUCUCUGGGCAAGAAUGAACUGGCAGCUCUCAUUCCCCUGGUGGUGAAAAGUGUACACUGUGCUACAGUGCUAUCAGACAUCCUGCGGAGGUGCACUGUGACUGCACCUGGCCUGGCCGGUAUCCCAGGCCGCCGGAGCUCUGGAAAGCUCAUGUCCACUGACAAAGCUCCACUGCGCCAGCUACUGGAUGCCACCAUCAAUGCCUAUAUCAACACGACACACUCGCGUCUGACACACAUAAGUCCCCGCCACUAUGGAGAGUUCAUCGAGUUUCUGAGCAAGGCUCGGGAGACCUUCCUGCUACCCCAAGAUGGUCAUUUGCAGUUUGCCCAAUUCAUUGACAACCUCAAACAGAUUUACAAAGGCAAGAAGAAGCUGAUGCUGCUGGUUCGGGAGCGCUUUGGCUGAGAAAGUGGAUAGUUUGUUGCCAGGCAGCCUGGGCUCCCAGGUACCAUCACGUAAGGCCAAGGAUUCAGAAACAUUUGUCUACCCUGAGAGGACUCUUGAGCACCUAUGGCUGCAGCCAAAGUGCCACAGGCCUAAGGAUGGGGAGAACCCAACUCUAGUCAGUAUGCCUGCCUUGGCAAGCUUCUAACUACAGCCCACUGUUCCUGGAGGAGCUGGGCCCUGCAGAUCGAUCAGAAGCCCCCACAACAUGCCACCUCACGCCCCUAUAUCCUGCGUGUCCUGGCCAUUGGCCCUUCUCCUUUGGCAAACACAGAACACUGUUCCGUCUCAGGGAUUGCUUAACCAGAGAAACAGAAGCAUUUAUGGUACUGUAAAUACUAUAGUAUAUGUGUUGCCAAUUAUUGUAAAGCUGUUAACUAUUUAUAAUUCUGAUUCUAAUUUGAUGGGCACUUAAAGUAGCUGUGGGUGGGAGGAUAGGCUUGUUUUCAGAGGAGACUCAAAACCAUUUCUCAGGUUUCCCAUGCAGAGUGUAUGCUGUUGGCAGUGGAUGAGUGGGGGGCAUCAGGGAAAAAAAAUGGACAGUUAAAAUAAAUCCUGAGUCUUACCUGUGCAGAAACCCCAGCCUGCAGAUAGGGCAUCUAGCCUAGUUGUCAGUAAGGGGCAGAAGUCAAGACUGGGCUUAUUACUUUUGCCUCACAAAGCUAUGAGGACUCUGAAGCUCCUGCCCCUGGCUCACACCCUCCAGGAGCCUGAUAAACAUCUAAAUAACGAGUACAGGGAGAAGAUGAAGGUCUAGAAAGCCACUGAGCUCAUAAUAUGCAUCCUCUCUGGUCACCUUUAUGUUAGAGAGAAUCUGGUUUCAUCUCCAAUUCUGUAUAUAUGUGUGUGUGUGUGUGUGUG